Messenger RNA from Triticum turgidum subsp. durum (durum wheat), 4314 nucleotides. NCBI's taxonomy places the organism in Eukaryota, Viridiplantae, Streptophyta, Magnoliopsida, Poales, Poaceae. The record is from the annotation of a GenBank genome assembly.
AUGACUGCAGAAAAGCGUAUACCGUUACAUGACUUGCGUGAGAUUACAAAUGGAUUCUCAGUGGACGCAAGAAUAGGACAGGGUGGAUAUGGAGAUGUUUACAAGGGGGUUUACAAUGGGAGAGAGGUUGCUGUGAAGUUGCUUCAUGUUGAUACGGUACAUGGAAUUGAUGACCUACAAUAUCUCAAUGAAGUUGGUAACCUUUUGAGGGUUAAGCAUCCAAAUAUUAUACAGUUGCUUGGUUACAGUUAUGAAACAACUUCUGAAUUGGUUGAACACAAGGGUAAGCAAGGUUUUAGUAAACACAUAUAUAGAGUCCUCUGCUUCGAGUACUUGCAGGGUGGAAGCCUAGACGUUCGUCUUCGUGAAAAAUCUCUUGCACCUGACUGGAGCACACGUUACAUGAUUAUAAAGGGCAUUUGUGAAGGAUUAGAUUUCCUUCACAGGUGUGAACCACCAAUCUUUCAUCUUGAUCUAAAGCCUGCCAAUAUAUUACUAGACAGUUCCAUGGCGCCUAAACUGGCGGAUUUUGGUUUGUCAAGGCUCUUCGGUGGAUCACACACUCAAGUCACAAAACAAAUCAGAGGAACCCAGGCAUAUAUGCCACCAGAAUUCAUAAAAGACGGCUAUAUUUCACAUAAGAAUGAUGUCUUCAGUUUAGGUCUUGUGAUGGUAGAGAUAAUGAAAGGGUCUCCGGGUUACUCCGGUUAUAUAGAAACAGACGAAGUCGCGCAAUUUACGCAAAAGGUGCUUGGCAAUUGGACGAAUAGGAUAAAGGCUACUUCGGAGUACCCAUUAGAGGAAUCACAUCAAGUGCAGAUAUGCAUCGACACAGCAAUGCGUUGUAUGGAACCUGACAGAAACAGUCGACCUAAUAUAGCAGAAGUCUUGGAUAUUCUAAGCAAGACAGAAACUCAUAUUCCCAAGAGACAGAUAUCAGAUGUGCUCCCGUGUCCAACAAUUGGUCUCAAGAGCGAGUCUAAUAUGUUGGAGAUGAUGGUAGCUGAACUGAACAAUAAUGAACACGGAGAUUGCAAUUUGAUGCCAACAGAUAACUCUAACCGUACUGUGCAGCAACUUGCUGACAGGGAAACAUCAUCAGAUGUUGAAGAAGUAAUCAUCGGAAGGACUGAGGAAAAACAGAAAAUAUUGUCUAUUUUAUCGGAGAGCAUCACAGAAGAAUUGGUCAUCCUUCCAAUAUAUGGCAUUGGAGGCGUUGGCAAGACAACCUUGGCACAAUUGGUAUUCAAUGACCCAAAGUUCCAAGACUACACUCGGGUUUGGGUAUAUGUUUCCCAGGAAUUCAACUUGAACAAGAUUGGCAACUCCAUAAUAACACAGUUAACAAACAAGAUCAGCAAUAUACCUACCAAACAGAUGCUUCAUAAACGCCUUAAAGAGCUAUUUGAUGGUAAGAGCAUCCUUAUUGUUCUAGAUGACCUAUGGGAGGAGAACCCAAAAGAGUUAGAUAAACUGAAGGUUAUGCUAGGGCUUGGCCUAGGAAGCAAGGUGAUUAUAGCAACUACACGUGAUGGAGGCCUUGCAAGGAAAUUUUGUAGUCCUGCAGUUAAGCCAUACAAGCUGGAGACUUUGACGGUUGAUGAGUGCUGGACUAUAAUAAAACAAAAGGCUGACCUUGAAGACCGAGUCGACCAAGAACAAUUGGAGCAUAUAGGAAGGGAGAUUGCGAUCAAGUGUGGAGGAGUGGCCUUAGCGGCUCAAUCACUUGGAUACAUGUUGAACGGCAUGAGGUCAGAUGAAUGGGAGUCAGUGAGAGACAGUCAUAUUUGGAAUCUAUCUACUUCUGAGGGCCAUGAAGUUCUUGCGUCUUUGCAGCUAAGCUAUAGCCACAUGUCUGCUUGGUUGAAGUUGUGUUUUUCCUAUUGUGCAAUCUUUCGAAAAGGUCAAAUAAUAGCCAAGUAUGAUCUCGUUCACCAAUGGAUUGCUCUUGGAUUCAUCAAGCAGACUAGGAUAUUUGAUUCUAUGCAGCUCUGUGAGAAUUAUGUCACUCAACUUUUGGGGAUGUCCUUCCUUCAAUAUACAAAUACACCUUGGAUUGAUACAAAACGAAACAAAUAUGUUACAUACUUGACAAUGCAUGACCUAGUGCAUGAUCUCGCAAGAGAGAUUUUGGCCCAUCAACUUAACACUGAGGGAAACAAAUGCCGCUAUGCAUUGCUCACAGAUUGUAGCAAGUCAUUGCAGUUGUCUUUUCCUGCAAAUCUAUGGGCUUUGCACUUUAGGGACUGUGACGAACAAGAACUUCGUGAUUGUGCAUUUUCGUCAACUAGGUGCCUCCGUGUCUUGGAUUUAAAUGAAUGCUUUAUUAAGAAGUUACCUGAUUGUAUUGGUCAACUAAGGCAGUUGAGAUUUCUUCGUGCUCCACGAAUCCGAUAUGAAACAAUUCCCAAUUGUAUCACUGAACUCUCACAGUUAAAUUACCUGAACCUUAGAGGCUCUGAUAAAAUCACAGCAUUGCCAGAGUCAAUUGGUGAUAUGAAAGCUAUGAUGCAUCUUGAUUUAUCAGGCUGUGUUGAAAUACGUGAACUCCCAAUAUCAUUCGCAGAGCUCAAGCAGCUGGUUCAUCUGGAUUUAUCACGCUGCAGUGUGUCUGAUGCAGAAGCUUUGGGUGGCUGUACCAAACUUCAGUAUCUGAAUUUAUCAGGUAACAUGGAAAUUAUAGGAAGCCUGCCAAAGGUCAUUAGCAAUCUAAUCAAACUCAGGUAUUUAAAUCUAUCGGGGUGCAUGAAAGCCAUGGUGCCGGAAUCAGAAAAAGAAAUUGCUAGAUUGCUUGACUCUAUCUGUACAAUUUCUAAUCUAGAGCAUCUAGACUUGUCUAAGAAUCAAGUGUAUUUCAGUAUACCAGAAAGUGUUGGCAACCUCAUGAAGCUUCAUACACUGGACCUCUUAGGCUGCUUCAGAUUGAAGAUUCCUGCAGACUUUGUGGUGCAUGCUUCAAGUGAUAAAUGUAGCAUCAACAUCUUAUAUCUUGAAGUGCUGACGAUAUAUAGACUUGAAAAGGUGAAGUCUGCAGAAGAGGCACAGAGUAUUAAAGAGCUAACAUUUCAAUGGACUUCAGCUACACAACAGGAACAGGGUUUAAUGCUGAUCUACAAUCAAACUAGUGGCACCAAGGAGACACUGCACAGAGUUGAAGAGCUAACAUUUCAAUGGACCCUAGGUGCUGAGAGGUUUGUGGAUGACAAGGAGGUAUUGGAAAAACUACUGCCACCAAGCAGUGUGCAGAGAUUGUAUAUAAGUGGUUAUAGCAGUUUCAGCAUUCCUGAUUGGCUUAUGUGUAUCAGGCAGUAUCUCCCUAAUCUUUCUCAGUUAUAUCUUUCUGAUUUUCCUAAUUGCAAUAACCUACCAUCACUUGGUCAGCUAUCAUACCUACGAGAGCUGGGUUUCUGCCGCAUGGAGAGUUUGGAAGAGUGGAACACGGCAUAUACCAGGGGCAAGCCUGUGCUUGACGCGUUGACCAUAGAUCAAUGUGCCAAGUUGAUGAUAAAACCAUGUGCACCAAGAGCUACGGUUUUGCGGAUAAUAGAUUCUGAUAAUGUGCUAUCAUCAUGGGAAGAGAGCUCGUCACACCGUGGUGCUUCCUCUUCUCCAAUAACAAAAUUGUUUGUCAAAAACAGCAAGGUGCCCUUGCAUCAGUGGAGGUUACUUCACCAACUCCCUGCCCUCCGUAGUUUAACUAUCACCGGUUGCAGUGAUCUGACCACCUCACCUAAGAUCAUCCAACAGCUAUCCUCCCUGGUAUCAUUGUCCUUCGACCAGGCGGAAUUGCCGAGAUGGUUAGCUGAACUGACAUCUCUUCAGGACCUAAGGCUGUCUGAGUGCAGAGGCAUGACAUCACUACCUCAGUGGUUAGGAAAACUUACCUUUCUCAAGGAAUUGCAUAUCAUGGGCUGUGAGGGGAUCAGGUCUUUGCCGAACAGCAUACAACAACUGACCAAGCUUGAAAAUCUAGUCAUCCGUGACUGCCCUACACUAGUGAAAUGGUGUGAAUCAGAGGAGAACAAGAUGAAGCUUGUUCACAUCAGAGGGAUCGUCCCAAGAUCAUUAAUGACACAGGAAGAGGACACUCCAAAGAUCAUUCGAGCAGCUCCCAUUCAUGGUACUAUUGUGAUGGAUGAGGUGGAUCCAGAUGUGCUGUAUAGUGCUGUGAUGAACAUGCCUGGCUUUGCUGAGGAAUCUUUAUUAGUUGCCCUGUCUCAGUUGAUGGACAACACUGCCCAGGGCUCCGCAUAUAUGGCCAUGAGCGAGGAGGACCGGGUAUCAUGGCUCAUUAACUUCCUGAAAAAGUACUAG